CUGCGGCAGGCUGAGUCAGCUGCUCUUCCGCAGCUUCCUGAGGCCUUCUGGCCUGUCCCAGGGCUGUAGCACGCCACAGGUUCUUUCACCUUGUCCAGGACCUCAGUGAGCACCAACAGGAAGGCAGCAGGAAGAAUAGAUGCUGGAGAUAUCGACCUCAGCCCACUGAAUCGCAAACUUUCACGUGCACGGGACGCACCUGGGGAUGCUGCUAACAAGCAGAUUCUAGUCCACAGGUGACAGACGGGACAAGACAACAUGGGGCUGUGGCUAAGAGGCGUGGUCCUGCGGGCACUCAGGAGCUCCCGGGGAUUCUGCGCGUCUCACGGGCGGCUGCCACCUCCACUUGUCCCUCAGAAAGUGGUGUCCACCUGGGAAGCCAUUAACCAGGGGACGCAGCCGGUGCCUGAGUACUUCAACUUUGCCCAUGAUGUGUUGGACACGUGGAGUCAGAUAGAAAAGGCUGGGCAUCGGCCCCCAAAUCCUGCCUUCUGGUGGGUAGGUGCUACAGGAGCAGAAGUCAAGUGGAGCUUCGAGGAACUGGGCAAGCAGUCCAGGAAGGCAGCCAACGUUCUAGGUGACGCUUGUGGGCUGCAGCCUGGGGACAGGAUGAUGCUGGUGCUCCCACGGCUCCCGGAGUGGUGGCUGAUCAGUGUGGCUUCUAUGCGGACAGGGGUCGUCGUGAUUCCGGGUGUCUCUCAGCUGACGGAGAAGGACCUCAAGUACCGGCUGCAGGCAUCCAGGGCCAAGUGCAUUAUCACCGACGAUUCUCUAGCUCCACGGGUGGAUGCCAUCAGCACUGACUGCCCCUCCCUCCAGACCAAGCUGCUGGUGUCAGACAGUAGCCGGCCAGGCUGGAUGAACUUCAGGGCACUCCUCCAAGAGGCAUCGGCAGAGCAUUCCUGCCUGAGGACCCAGAGCCGAGACUCACUGGCCAUCUACUUCACCAGCGGCACUACAGGAGCCCCCAAGAUGGUCGAGCACUCUCAGUGCAGCUAUGGAUUGGGUUUUGUGACCUGUGGAAGGCAAUGGGUGGCCUUGACUGAAUCAGACAUCUUCUGGAAUACGACCGACACUGGAUGGGUGAAAGCAGCCUGGGCUCUUUUCUCUGCCUGGUCCAAUGGAGCUUGCAUUUUUGUGCAUGAACUGCCCCGAGUAGAUGCCAAAGUUAUUUUGAAUACUCUCUCCACGUUCCCGAUCACCAACCUCUGCUGUGUUGCCACCGUCUACCGGCUGCUUGUACAGGAGGAUCUGACCAGGUACAAGUUUCAGAGCCUGAGGCACUGUUCAUCCGGAGGCGAGGCCCUCAACCCUGAUGUGAGGGAGAAGUGGAAGCUCCAGACUGGCCUGGAACUGCUGGAAGGCUAUGGACAGUCAGAAACGGUGUUAAUCUGUGCCAAUCUAAUAGGCACACCCAUCAAGUCUGGAUCCAUGGGGAAAGCAGUCCCACCUUACGAUGUGCAGAUUGUGGAUGAUGAGGGCAACAUCCUGCCUCGAGGAGAGGAGGGGAACAUUGGCGUCCGCGUCAGACCCAUCAGACCCUUCUGCUUCUUCAAUCACUAUCUGGACAAUCCUGAGAAGACAGCGGCAACAGAGAAAGGGGACUUUUACAUCACAGGGGACCGAGCCUACAUGGACGAGGACGGCUACUUCUGGUUCAUGGGGAGGAAUGACGACGUGAUCAACUCCUCAAGCUACCGAAUCGGGCCCGUGGAAGUGGAGAGUGCCCUGGCUGAGCAUCCAGCUGUCAUUGAGUCUGCUGUGGUCAGCAGCCCAGACCCCAUCAGGGGUGAGGUGGUGAAGGCAUUCAUAGUCCUUUCCCCAGAGUACUCCUCUCACGACCCAGAGGCCCUGACCCGGGAGCUCCAGGACCACGUGAAAAGGGUGACUGCUCCGUACAAAUACCCCAGGAAGGUGGCCUUUGUUUCAGAACUGCCGAAGACAGUUUCUGGAAAGAUCCAAAGGAGUAAACUGAGAAACCAAGAAUGGGGGAGAUGAGGAGCAACCCCAGAAACUUCUCAGACGUUCUCACGAGGAGCUGGUGAAGUCACUGGUCAGCCCUGGCAUACAGCAUCAACCCCUUAGUUCCACAGAUACCAGGGCUGCUCAGCUUCCAGAUGGCCAUCUGCAGGGUCACCCAGGACCCUGGAAGGUGAAGAACAACGCUGACCCAGCGUUCACGGCCGCUGCCCAGUCUAGCAAGUGCUCAGGGGCUCCAAGUCUUCUGCUAUGGGGCAUCUUAGCACCUGCCUGCUGGUCUCACUGAGCCGACCCUGGAAGGGACAGGUCACCACAGCCACGGGCACCUCCAGUCUCCCUCUCUGCCAGUGGGAGCCUGACGGCUUAGCUUUAACCCUCUGAAUGACACCAUUUGAUAACAGCACUCAGAGCAAUAAAAAAUGCCAUGUCCCUUAACCCAGAAAUUCCAUCAUUGGGAAUCACUUAAAAGAAAGGACUCAACAUGCGGAAAACAUUUGCUGUGUAAAUGAAAACUAAAAACAUCAAUGUCCAAAUAACAGGGAAAUGAUUAACUAAAUUGUAGUAGAUUAACCUGAUAAAACAAUGGCCUGGCCAGUAAAAAUACUUAAGGGGACCAUCUAUCAGGUCUUGGGGAAAAUGUAAGCUGUUUUAAUUUUACAAAGCAGAAUAAAAAUAAUAAAUGCAUCCUGGAGAAUCACAACUCAAAAGAACAAAGGGAAAAUUAUAGUUGGAAAGAUUAGGAGGGAAUACGCUAAAAUGUGAAGAGUAUUUUCCUGGGGACUGAGAAGGGAGGGAGAGUGAUGGGUGGUCACUUGUUUCCUUUGCACUCUGUAUCUCUGCAUUUUCCAAGCAUUCUUACUAGGUAGAUACAACGAUUUUAAUAAAACAUCAUUCUAGAGAAAUGAUCUUGCAAAACCA
This is a messenger RNA of Lepus europaeus (European hare), 2898 nucleotides long. It is a transcript of the gene ACSM5, whose product is annotated as acyl-CoA synthetase medium chain family member 5. The transcript has 15 exons. Lineage: Eukaryota; Metazoa; Chordata; Mammalia; Lagomorpha; Leporidae. Bases 259 to 1998 code for a protein of 579 amino acids. Gene Ontology annotation, molecular function: fatty acid ligase activity; fatty-acyl-CoA synthase activity. The record is from RefSeq and is a predicted model, not a curated record. Gene Ontology annotation, cellular component: mitochondrial matrix. Gene Ontology annotation, biological process: fatty acid biosynthetic process; acyl-CoA metabolic process.